Messenger RNA from Colletotrichum karsti, 462 nucleotides. RefSeq lists its product as uncharacterized. Bases 1 to 462 code for a protein of 153 amino acids. The record is from RefSeq and is a predicted model, not a curated record. Lineage: Eukaryota; Fungi; Ascomycota; Sordariomycetes; Glomerellales; Glomerellaceae. The transcript is spliced from 4 exons.
AUGUCGACGUCAAAUCUAAUAGCGGUGUUCAGAAAGUUCCCGAGGGAGCUGUUCCGAGUGAACAACGGGCCCCUCGUCAAGGUGCGCGUCUGGACACCCGAGCGAGAAAAGUACGACAUCUUUGCAGAGAAAAACCUCGUUCAUCCGAAGGCUCUCAACCCGUCGACGUAUAAAGCUCCCAACGGUGCAUCGAUGCGCCCGAACUCGCCGUACCAGCAAUUCCUGGUCUCGCGCCGGUACCGCGGACUUGAUACCAUCGUGUAUUCUGUCCCUGCAGGAACCAAACUCCCCGAGGACCUUGUGCUGGUCCACGAGCGAUGGGACCAUUACUCCCUGCAGCCGGCGGUAGUGAUGAACGUCACCGAGCUAGAUGAGAAGAUUACGAGGUUUCUUCUGGUUCAUGCGAAAGUAUUCACGAGGAGGCAGUGGCUCGAGGCGUACCCGGAGGCUACUGAAGCAUGA